Carassius auratus (goldfish) is the source of this 1838-nucleotide messenger RNA. Its product is annotated as CUGBP Elav-like family member 4. The record is from RefSeq and is a predicted model, not a curated record. Gene Ontology annotation, molecular function: RNA binding. NCBI's taxonomy places the organism in Eukaryota, Metazoa, Chordata, Actinopteri, Cypriniformes, Cyprinidae. The transcript has 13 exons. Bases 202 to 1626 code for a protein of 474 amino acids.
GAGUCAGAGUGGCAGCUGACACACGCGGAGAGAGACAGAUGGAGAAAGUGAAAGAAUCCUGAGGAGAAAACACGGGAAAACCGAGAGAGGAGCGUCCCGUAGAGCAGUGAUAGAGGGUUGGGACGAGGAAGAGGAAGAGAGAUUGAGAGAGGAGGAGUGGAUGGUAGAGAGCCGGAGACACAGCGCGCGGGAGGGAGAAAGAUGGCCUCGGUAACGGCGGAGAAUGGCUUCAGCACCGCGGACAGCUCCGGUAGAAUGAACGGACUCAACAGCGCGAUCCCGAUGAAAGAUCACGACGCCAUCAAGCUCUUCAUCGGUCAGAUCCCGCGCAACCUGGACGAGAAAGACCUCAAGCCUCUGUUCGAGGAGUUUGGAAAGAUCUACGAGCUCACGGUGCUCAAGGACCGGUUCACCGGGAUGCAUAAAGGAUGUGCCUUUCUAACGUACUGUGCCAGAGAGUCAGCGCUGAAGGCCCAGAGCGCUCUCCACGAACAAAAGACUCUUCCCGGGAUGAACCGGCCCAUCCAGGUGAAACCGGCCGACAGUGAAGGACGAGGAGAAGACCGGAAGCUGUUUGUGGGCAUGCUGGGGAAGCAGCAGUGUGAAGAAGAUGUGCGGCGGUUGUUCGAGGCGUUCGGACAGAUAGAGGAGUGCACCGUGCUGCGGGGGCCUGAUGGGGCCAGUAAGGGCUGUGCUUUUGUAAAGUUUUCCAGUCAUGCAGAAGCUCAGGCUGCGAUUAACAGUCUCCACGGUGGACAGACGAUGCCGGGUGCGUCCUCCAGUCUGGUGGUGAAGUUUGCAGACACUGAUAAGGAACGGACUCUGCGCCGGAUGCAUCAGAUGGCCGGUCAGCUCGGCAUCUUCAGUCCCAUGACCAUCCAGUUUGGAGCGUACGGAGCUUACACACACGCUCAGAUCCUGCAGCAGCAGCAGGCUGCGCUCAUGGCAGCGACGCAGGGCUCGUAUCUCAACCCCAUGACUGCGAUCGCCGCCGCUCAGAUGCAGCACAUGGCUUUCAACGUCAACGGCCUGGUGGCUGCCCCCAUGACGCCGUCUUCAGGCACCAGCACUCCUCCAGGCGUCAGUGCCUCCGCUGUGCCCAGCAUCACAGCUCCUCUCGGGGUGAACGGCUUCAGCGCUCUCCCUCCCCAAAGCAACGGACAGCCCUCCUCCGAACCCAUCUACACCAACGGCAUCCAUCCGUACCCAGCGCAGAGCCCGACGCUGGCCGAUCCUCUCCAGCAGGCGUAUGCCGGCGUGCAGCACUAUGCAGCAGCCUAUCCUGCCGCUUAUGCGCCAAUCAGCCAAGCGUUUCCCCAGCAACCAGCCAUCAUCCCCCAGCAGCAGCGUGAAGGACCCGAGGGGUGUAACCUGUUUAUUUACCACCUGCCGCAGGAGUUCGGCGACGCGGAGCUCAUGCAGAUGUUUCUGCCCUUCGGCAACGUCAUUUCUGCCAAAGUCUUCGUGGACCGAGCAACCAAUCAGAGCAAGUGUUUCGGAUUCGUCAGCUUUGAUAACCCGUCCAGCGCUCAGGCGGCUAUUCAGGCCAUGAACGGCUUUCAGAUCGGCAUGAAGAGACUCAAAGUCCAGCUGAAGCGGCCGAAAGACGCCAACCGGCCGUACUGACCCUGAACUGACCGCUCACAGAUUGAAGGACUACAACCCCUAAUUUCCACAAGUGCAGUAUCAAAAAACUUUUGCUCUGCUACAUAUCACAGGAAAAUCACUGAGAGCUGGAAAAACAGGAGGAUUUUUUUUUGCCAACUUUAUUCUUUUUUCACUUCGGCGAUUGCAGGAUGCUUUUUUUUUUGCAUUUUGCAGAGACUGAAUUUUUUGCU